This is a messenger RNA of Papilio polytes (common Mormon), 647 nucleotides long. RefSeq lists its product as uncharacterized. Bases 115 to 555 code for a protein of 146 amino acids. The record is from RefSeq and is a predicted model, not a curated record. Lineage: Eukaryota; Metazoa; Arthropoda; Insecta; Lepidoptera; Papilionidae. The transcript has 4 exons.
ACAAACAACGCACGUUCGAAUAACUUUUUUCAUUAACCAUCCCCAGGCAACGACGCUUGUGUUAAGAAGUGAUAAUAAAUUUUAAAACUAUAGUCACUAUACAAAAGAUUAAACAUGGAAGAAACCUCAGCAUGCCAGCUCCGUCGACGGCGACUAGCGAACAAUCCAAACAUAGCGCUGACCUUUGAACUGGGGUAUCAAGUGAAUGAGGGUAAAGUUGAAGACGAAACUCCCUCGCCAAGUUCUUAUAAAUAUUCUACAUACAAAGAGAAUAUGAAUUCUGCAUUACAAGAGUUUAGAAACAAACAGCAAUCGUUUGAAAUUCAGAUAGAAGACUGCGAGGAGGAGGAGAUAAUUUUAAGCGACGACGAGGACGAAUCGGAAGCAGGGCCAUCUGGUGUCGACCGUCCUAUAACUCCCACACCCAUACAGGACUUCGGUACCAGCGUUGUUUAUACUGAAGGACCGCAGGCGUGCGAUUUCUUAAAAGUCAAAACGUACGAACACGACUGCCCCACGGACGUGUCCGACGCAGACGACGACGAAGAAGAAUGAAUUUCGAACAAUUAAUCACAAAAUAAAACGUAAACUUAUAUAUUUGUUAUAUCCACAAAUUGUCCAAUGAAAUUAUCAAAACUCAAAAGUUA